AUGCAGAGCUUCCUGAUGCUCCUGCGUGGGGCGGGGAGUGCUGGUCCGCCCCUUGCUGAGCUAGUGGCCCUUGCUGGCCAGCUGUGUCGGGACCUGCAGGAUGACCCCGCCCAGGUGCAGCCCUUGGUUACAGCAGUGCUGGACAGCCAGCUGCGCCUGCAGCUCCUGGACAACGUUGAUGUGGCCCUGGCAUGUGCUCGCAGGCUGGCUCAGCAGGAGCAGCACCAGGCCGCCUGCCGGCUGCUGGAGGGCUGCCGGGUACCUGGGGGCAGCCAGGAACUGGUGCAGCUCUGGCAUGACAUUCACUAUCUCCUGGCGGCACGGAGGCUGGGCGUGGCCACUCUGACACCUGUGCAGAGGUUCCGCUGCCGGAAGAGGAAUCCCCCACCACCAGCGCUCUGCCCAGAUGGCCCCAGGAGCCGCAACUUCCCCAGGGAGGUUCGCCAGAAGCUGCAGGACUUCGCUGCAGGCGUGAGCGCCAACCCUGGCAAGGUGGAGCGGGAGCAUCUGGCGCUGGAGACGGGCUUGAGCGCUGAGCAGGUGUAUAACUGGUUCGCCAACUUCCGGAGGCGCCGGCGAGCGCAUGUACAGAGCGCAGAGGCAGAGCGGGAGACUCCUGCAUGGGACCCCAGAGGUGGGGAGAGGGGCCCUGCACCCCUUCAGCCCUCAGGCCAUCCCCACACCGGCUCCGGGGUUGUGGACAGGCCUCGGUGGCCAGCAGGACUGGAGGAGAAUGGGCCUGUGCAGGCUGCAGAGCCCCCGGGAGAGUCGUGGGAGCUACUGCCACAGGGCCCAGACUUCCACGAAGCUGAGAUGCUACCGGAGCCAUUGUCCAGGUCCCUGCAGGGUGCUGAGCUGUACCAGGAGGCCCCUGGCCACCAGCCCACCGCUCUUCCUCCAGUCUGCCCUGGCCCAGGCCUGUGCCCUCUGGCUCCUGGUGGCGACCUGCUGGGCCCCCCUCUGGCUCCUCCAGAGUCGUGGUUGAUGCCGCUUGCUCUGGCGUCCUGCACGGAAGUCUCCCUGACCGGACCACUGGUCCCCAGUCCCGACCCAGACCUCACCGUGCGGCCUGUGGACAUUACAGCGACUGUUGCUGCUACAGCCCCCGUUGAGCCUAGUGCCACAGGAUUCUCGGAUCUGCCUGGCACCAUCCCCCAGCGCGUGUACCUGAAGGAGGCCGCCGGUGCCAGCGGUGGCCACGCCGGGGCCCAGAUGGGUAGCUUCCUGGUGGCACCGCCCCCACCACAGGCGCCUGGAUUAGCCCUCGGUCGGAGCCACUCAGAGCUGGCCCAAGCCUCCCCCACCUUCUAUGGUCCGGCAUCUGCUGUGGAGCUGAGCCAGGCCCUGCCCACCGGCCAGGUGGAGUGGCCUGAGGGCCAGGCCUCCAGUGAUGCCUUCUGGGGUGCCAGCAUGCUCCUGGAGCUUUCGGGAGGUAGCCUGGGCUGA
Messenger RNA from Condylura cristata (star-nosed mole), 1446 nucleotides. RefSeq names its product anomalous homeobox (gene ANHX). Gene Ontology annotation, cellular component: transcription regulator complex; nucleus. Gene Ontology annotation, molecular function: DNA-binding transcription factor activity, RNA polymerase II-specific; RNA polymerase II cis-regulatory region sequence-specific DNA binding. The transcript has 9 exons. Bases 1 to 1446 code for a protein of 481 amino acids. Gene Ontology annotation, biological process: regulation of transcription by RNA polymerase II. The record is from RefSeq and is a predicted model, not a curated record. NCBI's taxonomy places the organism in Eukaryota, Metazoa, Chordata, Mammalia, Eulipotyphla, Talpidae.